UCGUGGCGUUCCCGCCGGCUUCCCGACGGUCGAAAAACGUUGGCGUCUUCCCUCUCGCAACGUGUGUCUCCGGUUGCCGCGAUCGCGACAGCGCAAGUGCAUGUUCUGUCUCGGCUGGCCUGCCGCUGUGCUGCUGCUUGCCAUUGUCGUCUUCCGUAUCAUGGAGAUUCGUCCGAUAGGGAGGAAGCGGGGAGGGUCAAGGGCCACAAACAAGUCUACAGAACCGCGCGCGGGGCGGAGAGGCAAGAAGGGUGCGGGGGAUACGUCGGCAGGCGAGGUAGCAAAAAGCAGGAAUUUUUGGACCGUGGACCACAUGAUUGCUCUGAUACGAGCUAAGAGAGACCAGGAUUUGCAUCUGGCCGGCCUCGGCCACAACAGCGUAAGAAUGAAGAUGAAGACCUGGAAGUGGGACGACGUCGAGAAGAGACUCGUGCAGAUGGGGGUGAUGAGUAGAAAGGUCGAGGACUGCGGGAAAAAAUGGGACAGCCUAUACCAGCAGUUCAAAACUGUGCACAAGCUCAUGGGAGAAUCGGGGAAGUCAAAUUUCUUCACACUAACACCGAGGGAGAGGAAGGAGCGGGGGUUUGAUUUUCGGAUGGAUGAGUGUGUGUAUUCGGAGAUAAAGGCCAUGUCUAGGGGCGAUCACACUAUACACCCCACAAAUCUCGCGGACACGGGUGUGGCUGGAUGUGUUCAAAUGCCUUGCCCACGUGGAGGUCGGAAUGAAUCCGGCGGUAGCGAGGGAUGCGGGGAUGGACAGGACGACGAUCAGGGAUCGACGAGGGAUUCAACAUUCAGCGGCGUUGGUGGUGGCGGGGGCGGCAAACGGAAGAAUGUAAGACAACAGACCUUCGACACGAUUGCGGACGUCAUGAAGGACCACGGGAAUCUGAUGGCGACGACGGUGGACAGCGCGAGCAAGAGGCAGUGCUCAAUUCUGACGAGGCAAUGCGACAUUCUCGAGCGAGAGCUAGAAGUGCAGAAGGAACACUACGUGAAGGCCGACCAGGCGAACUUCAUGAUGUGCAACGCCCUUCUGGAGAUUGCUAAAGCGAUCCGCGCUGUGUCGUCGCCCGUACGUCGUACGGGGGGUCUCCGUACGGCCCGGACGGACGGACGGACGGACGCCCGUAUGGGCGUACGGACGACGACCGGCCCGGGGAAACCAUUGAGGGAGGCGGCAGGCGACUGCGCAGACUACUUCGUCGCCAUCGCAAAUGGAGACGUAGGAGCUGAACCGCCUGCGAUGCUCGUAAUGCCGUCGAAUGAUGUGCCGCUCUUCAAGAUCGAGGACCCUGCGCACCGUGAACCAGCUUUGCGCAGAGCGCGCAACGUGGAAAAAUUGGUGUUGCGCACCUUCCACGGCUGGAUCUUUAAAUCGUCGUCGAGGUCGACUGGCUUCGCUCGUGCAGAGUCGUACAUCAACGUGGACUCAGCUACAGACGUCGCACGAGCAGUUUGGCAGGGAUACGAAUGGUCGAAAGUGGUUUCCCUUGCCUUGGUCUACCACACGCUGGCGAUGAAGAUGGACGUUCCUCUGUGGUUCGCGGGGGUGAAGAUUGUGGACCAGCCUGAAGACGAUGACAUGGCGGCGCGGUAGGAGGCGACAGUUCUUCGCGUGGCGGAUUGCUGGACAGAUGCAGUCUGGUGUGGACAAUGGGCGGACGGCGGCCGCGUGAAACA
This is a messenger RNA of Chara braunii, 1683 nucleotides long. NCBI's taxonomy places the organism in Eukaryota, Viridiplantae, Streptophyta, Charophyceae, Charales, Characeae. The record is from the annotation of a GenBank genome assembly.